AUGCAGGGGUUGGAUCUGCAUCUGGAUCGGGAUCGGGAUCUGGAUCGGGAUCGAGAUCUUUAUGUGAAGCUGUAUCUGUUUGUGGCUGGAAAUAGCGACGCAUCCAAACAUGUCAUUAGCCAGGCUGCACUUCUCAGUUCCAGCUCGAUUAUGGCCGGGCAAGGAGUGGAGAGCUGGUCGCGAUUGCUGCUCCUGUGGCUAUAUCGCAUUGCUCGUGGCUUGCUGGUGAUCUCCGCGAGCUUGGACCGGGAUAAGCUGCAGCUGGAGUCGCCCAAACAGGGUAGCAGAAAUCGUUGCCUGAACAUCCUGUGGCGCUGCAUUGUGGUGCUCACCUACGUGGGAGUAUGGCCCAUGUUAACCUCAACCAUGGUGGGCAAACGAAUGGAGAGCUAUGCGGAUGUGUUUGCUUUGGCCCAGUCCAUAUCGUUGUUCGUUUUCGCAAUCAUAUCCUUUGUCAUCCAGACGAGGAGCGAGAACGAAUUCCGAGAGGUGUUAAAUAGAUACUUAUCCCUGUACCAAAGGAUAUGCCGGACUACGCGACUGCAGCACCUGUUCCCAACGAAAUUUGUGGUCUUCUUUUUGCUCAAGUUGUUCUUCACCCUGUGCGGUUGUUUCCACGAAUUGAUACCCCUCUUUGAGAACACAUACUUCGAUGAUAUCGGCCAAAAGGUGGCCGUUGCUUUCAGCACCUACAUGUGGCUCGGAACGCUUUGUGUGCUCGAUGCCUGCUUCCUGGGCUUCUUGGUGUCCGGAAUCCUGUACGAACACAUGGCCACCAAUAUCAUUGCCAUGCUGAAGCGGAUGGAACCCAUGGACUCGCAGGAGGAACAGUAUCGUAUGACCAAGUAUCGCAGGAUGCGACUUCUGUGCGAUUUUGCAGAUGAGCUGGACGAGUGUGCCGCUAUCUACAGUGAACUGUACCUGGUCACCAACUCCUUUCGUCGCAUUCUGCAAUGGCAGAUCCUCUUCUAUGUCUACCUUAACUUUAUCAAUAUUUGCCUAAUGCUGUAUCAAUAUAUUCUGCAUUUGCUGAACGACGACGAAGUGGCCCUUGUGUCCAUUCUCAUAGCUUUUGUUAAGUUGGCCAAUUUGGUGUUGCUCAUCAUGUGUGCAGAUUUCACUGUGAGGCAGUCGGAAAUGCCGAAGAAGUUGCCCUUGGACAUCGUUUGCAGCGAUAUGGAUGAGCGAUGGGACAAGAGUGUUGAAACCUUUUUGUGUCAGCUGCAAACACAACGACUGGAGAUCAAAGUACUGGGCUUUUUCCAUCUCAACAAUGAGUUCAUCCUUCUCAUUCUGUCCGCCAUCAUCUCGUACCUCUUUAUCCUUCUUCAGUUUGGCAUUACUGGUGGCUUUGAGGCAUCCGAGGAGGUUAAAAAUCGCUUCGAUUAA
This is a messenger RNA of Drosophila teissieri, 1389 nucleotides long. RefSeq names its product gustatory receptor for bitter taste 93a (gene Gr93a). The transcript is spliced from 3 exons. Gene Ontology annotation, cellular component: membrane; neuronal cell body; axon. Lineage: Eukaryota; Metazoa; Arthropoda; Insecta; Diptera; Drosophilidae. Bases 1 to 1389 code for a protein of 462 amino acids. The record is from RefSeq and is a predicted model, not a curated record. Gene Ontology annotation, biological process: sensory perception of taste.